Messenger RNA from Cydia fagiglandana, 3151 nucleotides. RefSeq names its product zinc finger protein 263-like. The record is from RefSeq and is a predicted model, not a curated record. The coding region runs from base 45 to 2150 and encodes 701 amino acids. Gene Ontology annotation, molecular function: DNA-binding transcription factor activity, RNA polymerase II-specific; RNA polymerase II transcription regulatory region sequence-specific DNA binding. Gene Ontology annotation, biological process: regulation of transcription by RNA polymerase II. Lineage: Eukaryota; Metazoa; Arthropoda; Insecta; Lepidoptera; Tortricidae. The transcript has 10 exons.
GACAAUGAUGUUACAUAUUGUUUGCAGAUGUUGUAGCCGCCACCAUGGGCAAAUCAUGCUGCAUAGAGGGCUGCAAUGUCUCCAGUCCAGAUGUCGAGUAUUUCAAGUUCCCCCGCAGCGGGUCCCUGCUGGCAGCCUGGAUAGAGGCGACCGGGGCGCCGGGGGGCGACGUCUGCUCAGCACACUUUACCGACGCAGAUUAUAAAAGCAUGCGCGGCAAACGGCGGCUGCUGGGCACUGCGGUACCCAGCGUGUUUGCUACCAGACCACCAUGCACAGAAAACGGAAACAUCACAGACCCAACAAAAGACACAAACAAAAACGCAAAUACGAACCCGAAAAAUAAAAAAGCUAAAGAGAAAAAGAGCACAGACAAAGCUAAAGCAGAUUCUACCACAGACAAUGUAAACGAAAUAACCACAGAUAAUAACGCCAUGGACAAGGACGAAUCUACGACUGACACUGAUGUGACAGAGAGUAAUGUGGAAAAUGGAGAGAGUUCACAGGACACGAGGCAAGGUGGAGAAAAUGGGAAAGAUGAUAAGAAUGGAGAAAAUGCUCAACCCGAAGUAAACGACAUAGAAGACAUGAUAACCAACUACCAGAUCAAGCAGCCGCCGCUCGCCGACCGGCUCAACCCGGAGCCUCUAGAGGACCUCAUCCCCGCCAUCUUGGAGCACCAGAGCGUUCAGGGGCUGCAGGCUGAGCAGGUUCACAUCGAGGAGACACAGGCAGACACGAGGAAUACUGGCAACACACAAGAGGACCGGCUCAACCCGGAGCCUCUAGAGGACCUCAUCCCCGCCAUCUUGGAGCACCAGAGCGUGCAGGGGCUACAGGCUGAGCAGGUUCACAUCGAGGAGAUACAGGCAGACACGAGGAAUACUGACAACACACAAGAGCCUCUAGAGGACCUCAUCCCCGCCAUCUUGGAGCACCAGAGCGCGCAGGGGCUACAGGCUGAGCAGGUUCACAUCGAGGAGAUACAGCCAGAAACGAGGAAUACUGACAACACACAAGAGGUCAAAUGGCAGUCACUUUCGUCAGUGCCUACGUCAACAACAGAAGACCGGCUCAACCCGGAGCCUCUAGAGGACCUCAUCCCCGCCAUCUUGGAGCACCAGAGCGUGCAGGGGCUACAGGCUGAGCAGGUUCACAUCGAGGAUAUACAGGCAGACACGAGGAAUACUGACAACACACAAGAGGGCAGCCCGAACAAGCUCGACGUGAGCCAGCUGGCGAGCCAUAUAGCCAGCAAGUUGGACAACCAGUUAGCGCAGAUAAUGGCAACUGCGCCCGUCUUCAUAGAGGUCGCUGUGGAUCAGAACGACACGCGAGCCGAGAGUCCUCAAGACUGCCUGAUGUUACUGGAGAGCGUCCAAUGUGAUAUCGAUCCUUCGAGCCUUAUGUUACCUGAGCACGGACCUGACACGGAUAGCGAUAUGGAAAUUGUCGAGGCAGAUAACAAAAUAACUGAAGACCCCAACCCGAUAUCUCUUCUCACAUCCAGCGACGAAGACGAAGUCAUCAUAGAAGAACCCCACAUCGACACGGUAGAGGUCUCAGACGAGACAGACGAGGACGACAGACCUCUACAAAGGCUUAUCAAAGAAAAACCUAAACAGAAAAAGCCGGUGAAGAAAAAGAAAAAGGGAAAUUUCGAGUACUUCGUUCAUUCCAGUCCUUACUACUGCGUCCAGUGUGACUUCAGAACGGACAACGAAGCAGAAUUCAUACAACAUAACAUAGAGCUCGCUCAUAUGAAUUCGACAACCAUCCAAGUAUGUUCAACAUGCAACUAUACGACUGCGAGCAAAGCACAAUUCUCUAGACACAAGCGGAAACAUAGGGACGAGAGAAACUUCAAGUGCCAUCUAUGUAACUAUAAAGCGAGACAUAAUAUGAGUCUGAUCUACCAUCUCCGAUGCCAUGAUCCGGUUGAGAAGAAACAGGAGAAAUUCACGUGUGAUAAGUGCGGUUUUAGUUCAAAUGUGAAAAGUGAAGCGUUGAAUCAUUUGAAGAAUAAAAGUUGUGGUAGUAAGUAUUCGUGUGAUCAGUGUAGUUAUAGUACGAAGAGACGGAGUGAUUUGAGGAGGCAUCGGCUGAGGAGGCAUUCCGUUGAUGACAGUGACGAGGAUUUUACCAUUUAAAGAUGCCAAUACUUAUCUUAAUUAAUAUGGCUGAUCUUUAACCUUUUUUACGCUAACGACGGAUAUAUCCGCACCGUAGGUUAACGCCGAAGACGGAUUAAUCCGUCACAGACUACAGAGCAACAUAGACCUAUGUAUGAAUAAAGUAUAACUUCGGUUUUGACACUUCUGUGGUGUCUGAGUGACAGCUUUUGUGUUUGACACGGCGUCGAAAAGGUUAAAAGAAUGAAAUGAAUGAAUGAAUGAACAUAUGAAAUGAAAGAUAAAGACUGUUAAUCUCUAUACAAACUUGCCUGAUCAUUGUAAAGUCAGCAGCAGAAAUUGCUAAGCGGGCGAGGUGUUCAAAAUUACCUUGUCACGCUCUUAUUCUCUUAACAUUAAAGUCGCGUUAACAUCAUUUUGAACACCUGGCCCGCUUAGCAACUUCUGCUGCUGACUGUACUAAGUGCAGUGGGAGAUAUCUCCAGUGAAAAUUAAAAGUUAAACGCCAUCUAUUUUAACUUCCUCAAAAGCAUUCAUUGCUAUGCAGAUGACAGCACUGGCGAUAGCUGUUAUACAGGUCGUGCAAACGCCCCCCCUGAGCAGGUGUCGGAGUUUAGGAUGCGACUUGUGUCUGAGAUCGAGACGUCCCUUGAACAGGUCUCCGAGUGGGGUAGACGUAACCUCGUCCAGUUCAACCCCAGUAAGACACAAGUCUGCGCGUUUUCCGCUAAAAAAGCCCCAUUUGUCACGGCGCCAAAGUUUCAGGGCAUUCCCCUUACCAUGGCUAAAAGUAUCGGGAUACGACAUUACGACAUGACAUUAUGUCGACAUUACGAACGAAGUCCAGUUUCGAAGUCAUUUGGAACAUAAAGCCAAACUGGCCUCAAAAAAGCUUGGGGUGCUUAACAGAGCCAAACAGUACUUCACACCUAGUCACCGGCUUUUGUUAUAUAAAGCGCAGGUUCGACCUCAUAUGGAGUACUGUUCUCAUCUCUGGUCUGGCGCCCCACAAUACCAGC